This is a messenger RNA of Cyprinodon variegatus (sheepshead minnow), 1918 nucleotides long. Its product is annotated as natural resistance-associated macrophage protein 2-like. NCBI's taxonomy places the organism in Eukaryota, Metazoa, Chordata, Actinopteri, Cyprinodontiformes, Cyprinodontidae. Bases 11 to 1675 code for a protein of 554 amino acids. The transcript is spliced from 15 exons. The record is from RefSeq and is a predicted model, not a curated record. Gene Ontology annotation, biological process: metal ion transport. Gene Ontology annotation, molecular function: manganese ion transmembrane transporter activity; cadmium ion transmembrane transporter activity; iron ion transmembrane transporter activity. Gene Ontology annotation, cellular component: plasma membrane.
UAAGUUGGAGAUGACUGGUGGGAAGGAGGGACGCUCCAGACUCUAUGAUUCCCAGCAGGAAAAUGGAGACCAGUCAAGCCACUACGGUGCCAUCUCUCCUCAGGCCUCAUCUGAGGUCCAAGAGGAACCCUUGUCCACCUACUUUGAGGAUAAGGUUCCCAUUCCAGAAAGUGACAAUGAGUGCUUCAGUUUCCGUAAACUCUGGGCCUUCACCGGACCGGGGUUUCUGAUGAGCAUUGCUUAUUUAGAUCCUGGAAACAUCGAGUCCGAUCUGCAGUCUGGUGCCACAUCUGAUUUUAAGCUCCUAUGGGUCCUGCUUUAUGCAACCAUCAUUGGGUUGCUGCUGCAGAGGUUGGCUGCACGCCUCGGAGUCGUCACCGGGAUGGACCUGGCUGAAAUCUGCAACCGCCAGUAUCCCACUGUUCCACGGAUGAUCCUUUGGUUAAUGAUCGAACUGGCAAUUAUUGGUUCAGACAUGCAGGAGGUCAUCGGCUGUGCCAUCGCCUUUAACCUUCUCUCAGUGGGCAGGAUCCCACUGUGGGGAGGGGUCCUCAUCACCAUCGCAGACACGUUUGUGUUCCUCUUUUUAGACAAAUAUGGUUUGAGGAAACUUGAACUUUUCUUUGGAUUUCUGAUCACUGUAAUGGCUAUAAGCUUUGGUUAUGAGUACGGGCUGGUGAAACCGGACCAAGGAGAGGUUCUUAAGGGGAUGUUUUUACCGUACUGUCCUAACUGUGGGCCUGUGCAGCUGGAGCAGGCGGUGGGAAUCGUGGGUGCUGUCAUUAUGCCCCACAACAUCUACCUGCAUUCAGCUCUGGUCAAAUCCAGAGAAGUGGAUCGGAAAAACAAGAAAGAGAUAAAGGAAGCCAACAAGUACUUCUUCAUUGAAUCAUCUAUCGCCCUCUUAGUCUCCUUCGUCAUAAACCUCUUUGUCGUCGCAGUCUUUGCUCAGGCUUUUUACAAUAAAAACAACAUGGAGGUGAACGCUGUGUGCAAUGCUACAGGCAGCCCCCACACCGAUCUCUUCCCUCUCAACAAUGGCACUCUGGAGGUGGACAUCUACAAAGGGGGGGUGGUGUUGGGGUGUUUCUUUGGUCCUGCUGCUCUCUACAUCUGGGCCAUAGGGAUCCUGGCAGCGGGACAGAGCUCCACCAUGACAGGCACUUACUCUGGACAGUUUGUGAUGGAGGGAUUUCUGAACCUGAAGUGGUCUCGUUUUCGUCGGGUGCUGUUGACUCGCUCCAUCGCUAUUGUUCCCACCUUCCUGGUCGCCAUUUCUAAAGAUGUUCAGCAUCUGACGGGGCUGAAUGACAUCCUCAAUGUGGUUCAGAGUAUCCUGCUUCCAUUUGCCUUGAUCCCCAUCCUGGCUUUCACCAGUCUGACCUCCAUCAUGAACGACUUUGCUAAUGGGCUGGUUUGCAAAGUUUUAGGAAGCUUGGUCAUCCUCCUGGUUUGCGCUAUCAACUUAUACUUUGUGGUGGUUUAUGUGACUGCGUUGAACAGCGUCUGGCUCUACGUAAUCGCUACCCUGGUCUCUGUGGUGUAUCUGUGCUUUGUGAUCUACCUGGCUUGGCACUGUUUGGUCGCCCUGGGCGUUUCCUGCCUGGACCGUUGCAGCAGGAUAAGCAAUCGACCUGCUGUGCUCAUAGAGGAGCGCUCUGUGGGCGACACCUAAAGCCAAACAACACAUUUUCCCUACUUCAAACCAACACAGGUCUAACAUUUAUUCUGCUCUAAAAAAGGAGUCAGUGCCGAGUUUUACCUGAAUUUUCACCCAGACUAUUGUUUUAUCCGAGUGUAGCAUCGGAUUGUUAAUGUUUUUUAUUCUAAAAAUUUUUCCUGAUAAAUGUUAUCGUUUAAAUUUUUGUAGGCUAAAAAGCUCCCAAUGAAAUCCAUCCUCACUUGGACUGUAUUGUUU